AAUAAGAAUGUUUUUAUUCUUGAUUAUCGAGUUAUUUAAAUUCGAAAAAAAGUAAUACGGCUAUACCCACGCGGUGCGUAUGUAUACAGAUAACCCAGCUGCUGCAACCUGCAAGACUAAACUGCCGAGAAAGAAAGAAAAACAAGAUAUAUCAAAAUGUUCACAAUUGCCAAACUGAAGGAACAAUCCUCAAAUUCUCCAUAUAGAGUUCCGAUAAAAGUCCAGACUGUGCAUGUAGGAGCCACCAACACUUAUAUAAGAGAUGGGCAAACGAAAUCGAACACCACAAUAGGCUUUGCUGACCAGACUGGUGCUAUCAAAGGCCAGUGUUUUGAUAUGGCCAAGUUGAACACCAUAAAACCAAAUUCAACACUCAUGAUCAGGAAUUUCAUCUAUAGAGAUCAGAUGAUCAUCAUCACUUCAGCAACCAAGGUAUCUGUCACAGGUGGAGUUGGAGAUGUAGCAGAGGAAUACAAAACUCUGGCUGUUGAAUUGGCUAAACCACCUGCACCUCCAGCAGUGAUGCCUAUUGAAUUAGCAAAAAAGACCACUCCAGAUCAAUUUGUCUCUAUAAAAGGCAAAGUUAUGAGAGUUGAUGCCAUAGUAGAGAGAGUAACUCAGAGGACGCAGGAGACUAUCAAACUUCGGCAGAUAUAUGUGAAAGACUCCACAGCUGAAGUAAAGAUCAGUUUAUGGAGACAAUUGGCUGAAAACACAAUAGAAGUGGGGAAAACCGUCAAAGUGACAUUUCUUAAACUAAAUUUGCACAAAGGAGAAAUCAGUCUUCAGACAAUACCACAAAGCACUCUUGAGUUUGUAUCAGAACAGCAUAAUGUGACAGUAGAUGGUUUUUACAAAGAGGAGGAUACCUUCUUUCUGGUCUGCAAGCAUGAAGGAGAUAUUUUCUCAGACUAUAAAUGCCCUCUUGCAGCUCUACAAGAUAUAGUUGCAGAAGAUGAAGAAAUAGAAGCUGUUAUUGAAGGGAUGAUUCCUUUUACUGCAAACAUCGUUGUAUCAGCAAACAAUACAGUAUCAUCUGUAUCCAUUGACAUGUAACUUGAAUGAAAAUAACAACAGAUUUUAAAUGACUUUAAAUUUUUAGACACACUUGAAAUUCCAAACAAGAUGAAUUUUAUUGCCAAAUUACUGUAUUAAAAUGUUGCUAUACUUUAAAAUCAACAUUAACCACUACUUAUUUUCAAUUAUCAUAUGUAUCACAAAUCUCUAUAAAGACAAAUUUAUCAUUAUAAGUAAAGAAAGUACCUUUUGAAAAUUUGCUUUUUUACAUUAUAGAAAUUUUUAACUCAUCACAAUUUGUUGCUUUAAUAUUUCUUCUCAAUCAAAUUAUUUUUUUAUGUCAAUUUGAGUGCAUAUGAAGUUUAUAAAUAAUAAGUGCACAUAAUCUUCAGAUUGUUGGUUAAUUGUUCUCUGAUGUAAAUUAUAUGAAUUGUUGUAUAGUUUGUUGAAAGUAGAUGUUAAUAAUUUAGUGCCAAUUGUUAAGUUUUGAUAUAUAAUCUAUAUAUCCAUGUGUUGCCAAAUAUAUAUGUUAUAAAGAUAUGAUGUGCAUUCAUAAUGUUCAAAAAGAUAUCGUUAUGUAUGUAGAUAUGAAAAUGCUACCUCAAAUCAUAAGCCUGAAUUUUCACAUGAAUUGUUUACAUUCAUACUCUGGAAGUUAAGUUAUAUAUAUACAUGUCAAUUCUACUCACGUAUUCAAAAUUUAUUGAUAUGAUAUUUCAAAAUGCAAAUCAUCAUUAUCACCAUGAUAUAAUUUCAUAUCAAUUUGAAUGGAACACUCCAUGACAUUUGUGUCAUUUACAAAAGUAAACAAAAAGUUUACAACAAGUUAUUGAUGUACAUAAUGUGAUAGGUUAUGCAAUGUAUAUAUUUAAGUAUCAUUCAGUGAAUCGGAAAUGGAUGCAUCAUCUUAAAAAUAAUGGUUCAUGCCUAUGAAAGGCAUUCUCUUGACUUCCUAGUAUUUGAAAAACAUACAAAAGUAAUGCAAACAUUUAACACUAUUUGAUAAAUUUUAUCUCAUACAAGGUAUCCAUUUAAGUAUGAUGAUAUUUAUAAUAAAUACAAUAAAGCAAUUAGUAUGCAAAGCUCCCGUCCAUGUUAUAUGUUCUCGAUAUAUUAAUAUUUUUUACCAUGUUUAGUAGUGAAUCUUUCAUUUUUUCAUGUGAUCUCUUUUUAUUAUAUUAUUUAUUAUGACUUUUAUUAUACAGUGUGAAGUUUUGUAAAUGGUGCAUGAUAACUUGUUGAGUUGUUUAACCAAUCAUAACUUGUUAAAAAGAUGAGUGAUUAAUACCCUAAUCCUAACUUAUAAACCAUUUACUUUACAUAUAAUAGUUAUGGUGCUACAAGUUUAACAACA
Molecule: messenger RNA, 2371 nt
Organism: Mytilus trossulus (common blue mussel)
Lineage: Eukaryota; Metazoa; Mollusca; Bivalvia; Mytilida; Mytilidae
Exons: 4
Coding region: 157-1056 (299 amino acids)
Source: RefSeq, a predicted model, not a curated record